Arabis nemorensis is the source of this 721-nucleotide messenger RNA. NCBI's taxonomy places the organism in Eukaryota, Viridiplantae, Streptophyta, Magnoliopsida, Brassicales, Brassicaceae. The record is from the annotation of a GenBank genome assembly.
AUGGUGAUUUUAUCGGCGAGCUUCACCGUGAGAGCUGCGUUGGAUACACAACCUAGGCUUCCGUACAACCCUAAUGCGCCUCGGAAAGUGAAGAAAAACCCUAACAGCAAUUCUUUCUUUCCGCCGCCGUUAAACCCACCGUCUCCGGGAAUCAGCAUCUCCGUCGCCGAUUUGCUCAAACGACCUGCAAGUAAAGACAAAACUGAAAAUGAGUUUGAUGAUAGUUAUAUGGGAUAUGAGAGAUGGUCUCCAAGUCCACCAAAGUUGGAGAGACCAAGAUCAGUCUUCAAUGCUGCUUCAUUAGCUUUUAUAGGCGAUUCCAUUUAUGAGCUAUAUGCUCGUAGACAUUUUCUUUUCCCUCCACUUAGUAUCGAAGACUAUAACGAUCGUGUUAGAGCUGUGGUGCGCUGUGAAGCACAGUAUGCAUUGCUGAAGAAACUCGUUGAUGAUGAUUUCCUAACAAAGCAAGAGAGGGAUGUACUCAAGUGGGGAAAGAAUAUUGGUUCGGUGAGGACACGUUCAAGAAGGCGUGCAGGUACUGCUGUUUAUAACAAGGCAUCAUCAUUGGAGACACUAAUUGGUUAUCUGUAUCUAACAAACGGGAAAAGAUUAGAGAAAAUAAUGCAGAAGCUAGGAUUCUCAAGCGAUUCUUCGAUUGAGAUAGUAAUUGAAGAAGCCAAACCUAAACCAUCAGAAUCCAUCCUGCCAAACUUUAUACUCA